Lithohypha guttulata is the source of this 1752-nucleotide messenger RNA. RefSeq lists its product as uncharacterized. The record is from RefSeq and is a predicted model, not a curated record. NCBI's taxonomy places the organism in Eukaryota, Fungi, Ascomycota, Eurotiomycetes, Chaetothyriales, Trichomeriaceae. Gene Ontology annotation, molecular function: transmembrane transporter activity. Gene Ontology annotation, cellular component: membrane. Bases 1 to 1752 code for a protein of 583 amino acids. The transcript is spliced from 3 exons. Gene Ontology annotation, biological process: transmembrane transport.
AUGUCCCGCGCCAGCAGUGCUGCGACCUCACCAGCACCAACCUCACGGCGACAUAUAGCUAGCAGCAGAGCCGAAACAUACACUCCACAAAUUGUAAAUAACGAGGGACUCGCCGAAGGCCUUGUAGCCCCGAUCUCAACCACAUAUUGUUCAGAAGACCAUGCAUAUAGCAGCGAUGCCCACGAUGAAGCUGAGAAACCACGUACUCGGCAUGUGAGAAGAGCAAACACAUUGUCCAAGGACUACGAAGACGAAGAAGAGAAGGCUGUUGUCAAGAAGUUCGAUAGGAGGCUCACUCUACUUCUAGCAUUUCUAUACCUCUUAUCCUUCCUCGACCGCUCCAAUAUUGGUAAUGCCAGAAUCGCGGGACUUGAAGAGGCUCUUCAGCUCUCAGAUAGAGAGUUUGAUUACUGUCUCGUGGCUUUCUACAUCACAUAUAUCGCUUUUGAAUGGAUGAUACUGCUGUAUCGCUUGGUACCGGCGCACAUCUAUAUCAGCCUCUGCGUUCUGGCGUGGGGUGUUGUUGCAUCGCUGCAAUCAGUGGUGACUUCUUUCAGCCAACUGCGUGCGCUUCGAGCAUGUCUCGGCGUCACCGAGGCAGCAUUCGGACCUGGAGUGCCCUUCUAUAUGACCUUCUUCUAUCGACGUGAAGAGCUGGCCUACCGAGUCGGACUCCAGAUCUCAGCUGCACCACUUGCUACAAGCUUCGCAAGUGGUCUUGCUUGGAUUAUCGUCAAGCUUAACCAGAACGGACCUAUCGAGCCAUGGCGAGCGCUGUUUCUCUUCGAAGGCUUUCCGAGCAUCAUCACCGCUAUCUUUGUGUGGUACCUCAUCCCUGACUCGCCAGACAAAGCACGAUAUCUGAAUGCACGAGAACGAAAGGUGGCGCGACUCAGAUUGAAGGAUGAGCAGCACCUUGAGGAUUCGACGAUUCGUAACGAACACAAGCCGCUUUCUAGCAACCAUCUCCUGUCGCGGCUGACGACCUCGAAAACCUUCAAGACUUUGUCAAGCAGUAUUGCCUGGCUUCAAGCUCUGAUCUUCCUCUCUAUCAAUGUCUCUUUUGCCUCGCUACCUGUGUUCCUGCCUACGGUCAUUCGUAGCAUGCAAUUCUCAGCGUUGACAUCACAAAUCCUCUCUGCACCGCCGUACCUCUUCUCGUUCGCCUUCGUCCUGCUUAUUGGUCGCUUCUCAGAUUCAGUAUCGGACUCUCGCGGUUACUGUCUUAUGGCUUGUUCCGGAAUCAGUGCGACAUCUUACUUCCUUACCGCGCUUUCGGGCCACCUGGAGGCCACGAACACACUCUCAGAAGGCACUGGCAUUAUUGUUCGCUACGUUGCAGUCUACGGUGCUGCCAUGGGUCUUUUCAGCUCGGUCGUCCUCAUCAUCACCUGGAACUUGAACAAUCAACCCAGCCGCAAGGAGAAAGGAUUAGCCAUGAUGAUUAUGAAUGUGGUAGGCCAGUGUGGCCCUUUGAUCGGCGUGAAUCUCUUUCCAAAACGAGACGGUCCCUACUAUGUGACCGGCAUGCUUGUCUCAGGUUUCUUCAUGUCAGGUGUGGUUCUGCUUUCUGCAAUACUGAGAUGGAAGCUGCAGAAGAUGAAUGGACAGGGAUCAAGUGGAUCAGUAUAUGAAAUGGUUCCAAUGACCAUUUCUGACAGCAGAUCCGAAGAGGCCGAGAAUUUGAUGGCUCACAAUACGAACGACAACUCAAUACUGUCGACAGGUCAAGCCUUCCGGUACAUGCUUUGA